Hydractinia symbiolongicarpus is the source of this 4192-nucleotide messenger RNA. Its product is annotated as early endosome antigen 1-like. The record is from RefSeq and is a predicted model, not a curated record. Lineage: Eukaryota; Metazoa; Cnidaria; Hydrozoa; Anthoathecata; Hydractiniidae. The transcript is spliced from 38 exons. Bases 101 to 3925 code for a protein of 1274 amino acids. Gene Ontology annotation, molecular function: metal ion binding.
CUACAAGUAAGCUUUGUAAUGCUGAUGUUUCAUGUGUUUUUUGUUUUCAUUCAUAGGUAAAUAUAAUAUUUUAAUAAUGGCAGUGUAAAUUUUAGCCACCAUGUUUUCGAGGUUACGUGGUAGAAAGCAAACACCGACAAAGAGUGCGCCGUCUGACGAAAAGGUUGAAAAUAUUGAAGCAGAAGACAAAAACAAGCAGGGCUUUAUCUGUCCAAUGUGCAUGACAUCUUUACCUGGUCCAGCAGAGCUUCAACUUCAUUUUGAGAAGGUGCACAGUGAAAAUAGUUCUGAAGAGAAACUUGUAGAUGUUGACGAUGAUGAAGAUCAGACCGAUGCUUUGCCAGAAAGUAGCACAGAUGACUUACUUUCUGGAUCAGCUUCAUCGGACUUCACAAAAACACGUCUGGACAUUUCAAUGACUUCGAAUGCACCUGAUGUUGAAAAAGAAGUUUUAUUAUUGGAACAAGAACUGGCAGAUUUAACAUCUGCAUUAAAGGAAGAGAAAUGGUAUACCAGGCAGUUACAAACAGAACUUGAUAAGGUGUCGAAAGAAAGAGACAAGUUAGAAGAGGAGAAAGGAAUAGUAGAAGAAGAAUUUACAUCACAAUUACGAUCUGCUGAAGAGGGGUAUCUGCAAGUUGUUCAAGAAAAUACGAAACUAAAGGAAGAAUUAAAAUUUGCUGAUUACAACACCACGAAGGAGAGACAUGACAAACUAAAACAACAAAUGCAAGUGUAUCAAAAUGAAGCUGAGGAGGAGAGACAAAGAAGACAAGCGGCUGAAGAUAACUUUAAACUUCUUCAGAAUGAAUUUCGGGAAGGAAAACUGGAAACUUCUAAAAUUGAGGAACAACUUCAAGCAAGACCAUCGUCUGACCAAAUUGUCACUUUACAGAACGAAAUUUCAAAGCUAAAUGAACAAACGUUACAUCUGCAGAAAACAAAUAAGGAAGAAAUAGAGAAAAUAAAGGCGGAAUCCAAAUCAGUAGUUGAUCAAUUAAAUAAUGAGAUUGCAAGUUUGAACAUGUCUGUUAAAGAGUUAACAUUGACUAAAGAAGCAAAAGAUGAGCAAAUAAACAGUUUGCAACUAGCAAUCACCAGUGCUUCAGAUGCAUCCACUCUGUCACAACAACAAAUCGCAGAAAAACAACAGCAAACUUUAGAGUUGCAACGUCAGAUAAACGAACUAAAUACACAAAUCAAAGAAAAAGAUGGUAUUAUUUCAGAAUGUGAGAAACGAAUUAGUGAUUCGAAACUCAAACUGUCUAAUGAGAAUAAUAAUAAGGAAAAACUGGAGAACGAACUUCAUUCUAUGAAAACAUCACUUGAAGAACAAACCUAUAAAAAUAUAUUGUUGUCAUCAAAUGUUAAAGAUUUAGAGAGUAACGUUGCCAAAGAAAAAGAAGAAGUCAACAGACUGGAAAAAGAAAAGAUUGAAUUAGUCGCAAGAAUAGAAGCAGGUGAAGGUACGCAAACUGUCAUUCAACAACUUACUCAGGAAAAGGACAAACUUCUUGAAGCCACCUCCUCUAUUGAAAAAACGAUGGCAGAACAAGUAAAACAACACACACAUGAAAUUGAACUUAUCAGACAAGAAAAAGUCAACACAGCAGACGAGCUACAGAAAUUCCAGCAAGAUUAUUCCAAGAUUGAAAAAUUGUUGCACGAACGGGACUUCCAACUGCAAGCUGCAGAAGGAAAUGUUGUCACUUUAAAAGAUGAAGUGAAAGCAAAGAAUGAACAGUUCUUUAUACUUGAAUCAGAGUCCACCGCCACAAAGACAGCUUUAAACAAAAAUCUUGAAGAGAAAAAGAAGAUUAUAUUAAGCAAUGUAGAUGAAAUUAAAACUUUGAGAGAGCAAACGGUGAAAUUGCAAGAAGAAUUAAAGAGUUGUGAUCAUCAACAAACACAGCAAGCAUCAUGGAUUGACACCAAAAAUAAAUCAAUAUCAGAAAUGACGUUAAAGAUUUCUUCUUUGCAAGAACAACUGAACUUGAAAGGUGUGGAUUUGGCUUCCGUUAGAAAAGACUUAGAGCAUGCCAACAGCAGCUUGAAAGAAUUGAAAGAAGCUCUGAACAAUAAGAUUGCUCAGAGUAAAGAAGAUAUGAAUGCUAUGACGUCAAAAUAUGAUGGUAUACAAACAGAAUUAUCAAACACAAAAUUGGAAAUGAAUAAAGUGAAAAACAAUCUUGAACUGUUGAAGACGGAAAAGCAACAACUGGAAAACAUUGAAACAGAAUUAUUGCAGAAAAAGAGUGAACUAACUAGUGAAGUUGAAAACUUGAACAUACAAAUCAAGACAAAAGAAGAAGAAAUAGCAGCUGUAAAAAUUGAAUGUGAAUCACAGUGUAACCAGUUGAAAUUAAACCUAAAAGAUGUAGAAGGCAAACAUACGCAAGAAUGUAUAAAAAAAGAUGAAGAAAUUGAUAGUUUAAAUAAUCAACUAUCAGAUGUAAAGAUCAAUUUGGAAGGAGAAAUUACGAAAAGAAAUGAAGCAGAUACUGAGAUUUUAUCAUGGCAAACGAAACAUGCCAAGUUGGAAAGCAUACUGGAACAAAAGGAUGAAGUUUUGAAUGAUGUACAGAAGAAACUCGAGGUUGCCGAGAAAGAAUUAAACAAACCUUGUGAUAGUUGUAAAAAUUACGAAAUUCAGUUGUGUAGAUUACAAGAAGCUACUAAGGAUCAAAGUGGGCAGAUUUCGAAGUUAAAUGAACAAAUAGCUUCCAUACAAGAUGAGAUACAGGUUUGUAAUCAACAAAUGACAGCUUUGACAACAGAAAAAGAAGAACAGUCGAAAAAUUUUGAGCAGAAAGAAAAUGAACUAAAUACAAAUAUUAAUAACCUUACUGAGGAAAAAAACAAGCUUGGAGAAACAAUCGAAGAGUUAAACAAAGACCUGAGAGAUCUUAAAACUGAUCAUUCUAACCUUGAAAACGAAAAGAAUGCUUUGGAACUUUUAAAGACGACGCUGGAGGAGGAAAAAAAGACUGUUGAAAAUGAUAGGAGUGAGUUGGAAAAAGAAAUCUUGGAAUUAAAAGUCGAUGUUGCAACUAAGGUUGAAGAAGUAACCAAGUUAACCAGUGAAAUGGCAGAAAAAGAAAAAAUAUCGUCAGAAGAAAAAUCUAAAAUGCAAGAUGAGAUUCUUGAAAAACAAACUAAACUUGAUCAGGAGGUUGAAGCUCACGAGAAAUCAAAACAGAACUCAUUAAAAGUUCAAGAAGUUCUUCGUGAAGAAUCUAUUAGAUUAAAAAACAACUUGGACCAAUCAAAAACUAAAACGGCAGACAUGUUAAAGUCAAAAGAAGAAUUAGAGAUUCGUUUAAAUAAUGAGAUAUCAACAGUUACAAAUAGCAUAACAAAACUUGAACAGGAAGUAACCAAUCGUGAUCGAAGAAUAUCUGAAUACAAAUUGAAAUUGAAAACAUCAGAAAAUGAAAAUAGUGAAUUAAAAAGAGAUCUUACUGUACUUGAAGCCCAAAUACAAAAUUCGAGUGAAGAGAAAAGGGCAUUGUUAGACAGAGUUCUUUCUACUGAAGAACAACACAAAAAGACGAAGCAGAAAUUAUCAGAAGCAAAUAAAAAACUGGAUCAUUCACUGGCUGCAUUGCAAGAACUUGGACAGGAGAAUCAAAACAUGCAAGUUCAACAAGCCAUCAAAUCAAAUCGACAAUGGGAAAGUGAUAGCGAAGUGAAGUCUUGCAAGAAAUGCGACAAAUUAUUUUCUCUGACUGUCAGAAAGCAUCAUUGCAGAAGUUGCGGGAUGAUCUUUUGUAGCGAGUGUUCCUCCUUCUCUGCAGUUGUUGCAUCCAGUAAGAAACCUGUGAGGUGUUGCGAACAAUGCUCAAUUGAGCUUAACAGUUUGAGAGGGACAGGCGCAAGGAGAUUAUCAACGACCUCCACGCAAUCAUCGCAGUCGAUGCGUUAAGAACGACGUCUCCAUCGCAUACGUGAAUCAAUGUCAACGUGGCAGGCGGUGUGUGUCGACUCGAACAGCGUGAUCUGUUAUUGACACACUUGUGGUAGUGUCCAUUCAGAACUGGAAAUAAUAUUAAACGACAUUGUUACAAAUACGAACUUAACGAACUUAAUAAGUCACUGAUUGUAUUCCUAAUAUAAUUUUUACUUCUUCUUUUCUAUUUUAAUAGCUAUAUAUGUAAAUUUUUGAAUUUUUGAAAUAUACUUUCAUGUGGAA